Hippocampus comes (tiger tail seahorse) is the source of this 3315-nucleotide messenger RNA. RefSeq names its product suppressor APC domain containing 2 (gene sapcd2). Bases 340 to 1704 code for a protein of 454 amino acids. NCBI's taxonomy places the organism in Eukaryota, Metazoa, Chordata, Actinopteri, Syngnathiformes, Syngnathidae. The record is from RefSeq and is a predicted model, not a curated record. The transcript has 6 exons.
AAACUGAAGUUUACCUCCGCUUUCCACCAAUCAGCGCUCGGCUGUGGCACGCCUCGACCAAUCGGCGGGCAGGAAGCCCUCGCGCACAUACGUUUGAAGGGCGGUGCUGGACUCAACACAAGGAGAAGUGGAGUGUGGACGAUUAAAAAGUGAAGUUACACGAGCCAACGCGGGACUAAAACAUGACUCCCAAGCCUUAUAACUAUCUCAGAAAAAUAAGCGUUGUAGUUUAAGUUAAAUUGCGUGUUUCGGUUAGUUAUUCUUUAAAGCUAGGAAAAAGUUGUCCGGCUCGUGGUGGUUUAUGCUAACUGGAAGUACUCGACUCGGACGACUGGAAUCAUGGCUUUGAUAGCCACGGAGCAAGGCAGUAAAAUGAGCGUAGCACCGGCAAUUUAUGCCCCGGUUGGGUCCAGGAAAGACGCCUUUCACGGGAAAUCCCAACCCAAAGAUGGAGACUAUUCCACGGACGGACUACCCAAAGCGUUUCUUCACAGUUUGCGGACCCUUUUUGACAUCCUGGACGACGCCGGUCGCGGUUACGUCCAUAUAUCCGAGAUCGAGAGCCGCUGGCAGGGCGCCGACACUCGGGAGCUACCCGGCGGGGUGUUGAGCUGCCUCCGCCGGGUCACCCCUCCGCACGGCUGCCUCACGUUCGAGCGCUUCGUGGCGGGGCUUCGCUACUCGAUGCUUAACCCGGAGAAUCGCUGUCAGCUGAAGGCACAGGCGGCUGUCCCUCCGCAGCCCGCCCCGCGGUCCGCGUGCACCCGGGUGGAGAAAAAGGUCCGCCCGUUGGGGCCGAGCAACGUGACCAACAUUCAGCCGCACCGGGCGUCCUCCCUGAUGAGUCGGCCCAGGCCGGAGGAGGGGGCCGGCCACCCGGUAUGCGGACCGGCCAGGUAUGGUGCGGGCUAUGAGAGACCCGGUCGGAGUCUUGAGCGGAUCCCGGCCCCUCAGGAAGCCGGCGGGUCUUACAGGGUGGAGCCGGGUCACGUCUCAAAGCCACCCCAGCAUCAGCAGAGCCGGGUGAGAUCGAUCGAGUCGCUGGCCCUGGAGUCACCCCAGCUCCAAGCAAGUAUUCCCAAAUCCACUUUGCCCAGAUCCCAAAGCGAGUCUGCGACGGGCUUCAGCGGAGGCUCCAGGCGACACAGCCGCGGUCGGGAGGAGCAGAGGCGCCACACGAUCACCAACGGAGUGGACUACGAAAUGCUGAAGCAAAUGAAGGAGCUGGAGCAGGAGAAGGACUCCUUACUGGCGGGCCUGGAGGUGGUGGAGCGUGCCCGAGACUGGUACCAGGGCCAGAUCCACAAUGUCACCGAGAGGCAGCGGCAGGUCGGGCAGAACUCCCAAUGCACGGACUUUUUCACUGAAGCCAACCAGAGUCGCAUCAACAUUCUUAUUCCCAAACUACAGGAAGUCAACCGGUGCCUCAAUGACCUUAUUUGCUGCACUGGAAUGUCGUCCUUCCCUUCCGGUGGCGGGCAGAUGGGAGCACUCUCCCCGACCUCGCAGCCACCGCUUCCUGCUCCACCACAAGCCAUCCUGAGACUGAAGGACCAGAACAGACUCCUCACACAGGAGGUGACCGAGAAGAGCGAGCGCAUCGCCCAGCUGGAGCAGGAGAAGUCGGCGCUGAUCAAGCAGCUGUUUGAUGCACGUUCCCGCAGCGUCCAGGACACCAGCACCAUGGACUCCACCUUCAUCUGACCUUUACGCAGUAGGUCGGAUUCAUAAGACUGACGCCGUUUGUUUACCCGACUGACCCUUUGUGGCAGCCAUGCACCUUUUUCCAAAACCCCUUGACUGCAACUUGUAACGUCUUCACUCCACAAGCUAAUUGUGCACUCCGAGAGGCAGAAGCACUCCAAGGCACUGGACACCCAACCUCUUCAUUUUCUUGACAGUCGAGCCAUCCCGCCCAGUUUCUAAUAGCCCAUAUUGAUAGUCCAGACUGCAAAUAUACCAGAAACUAUGAUCCCCAAAUACUUAAAAUCCCAUUUCAAACUUGCCUUACGAAAUCAAGUGGAUUAAAGACGGUUUCAUUUUGAACAAAUGCACCAGAAGUGUGCAUAUACACGCACAGGCAGCAAAAAAAAAAAAAAAAAUCUGCAACUUCCACUAACAACCCAGGCUAAACUUAGCUCCUCCCUUAACAUACAAAGCUUCCAUUUUAGUCCAGAUGUAUCAAUUCCACAGACAGUGGUGCCUUGAGAGACAGGUGACCCGCUGUGAGUUUUUGGUGACACAAGCUGCCAUUCUGCCAAAAUUCCUUACUGUCAAAGUAAACAUAAAACAAAGGCAAAUUACACAUUGUGAAUUUAAAACACAAACUAUGUUGCUUGAUGAAUUUCCCCCCGCUUAAUUAAUGUUUUUUUUUUAGAUCAUAUUUAAUGAUCAUGUGCUACUAUCGUACAAUGUUAUAGACGGGGGUCUGGAAUGGAAAAAACACAUUCAUUUCAUUAGGAAGCGAUGAUUUGAGUUACUACUGUGUUCGCGGAAUGGAUUAAACUUUUAUCUCAAGGCACGACAGUACUUAGUGCUUCAGUCCGAUUACUGUUAAAACCACACAUUCUUCCAUGCAAACCGUCACCAACACCUUUUGUUUACAUUUUCUUUUACGUUCGGUCCCUUCCUCUGAAACAGAAAGUUUACCCUUUGUUUCCUUUUCAAUAUUCCCUCUAAGACACAAAUUCUACAUUGACUCUGGUUGGAGUGUUUUGUUUUUUUUUUUUGUUUUUUUUUUUAAACACAAAAGGUUUUUAUAUUGAAGUAGCAUGUGCGAUGUGUUGUUUUUGUGACGUGAUGAUGGAGGUGGCGGGAAGUCAGCCUUCAAGCCGACGUGAGGUCGGUCCAGAGGAGGAAAAAAAAAUGGAAAAUUUGCUCGCUGAGGAAAGCGGAAGAAGGAUUUACUUGUUUGGAAAAUGUUUCAAAACACCCUUUGGCUAUUUCCAUGAUGCAAAAUUGACUGUUUUUGUCCUCUAUGUGACUGCAUGGCCCACCAUAUUGAUCCUCUGAAGAAGUGUAGCUAAACAUGUAGCCCUCCAAUACUUUUACACAGAAACUAUUUAGCGAAUACGUUUGUUUCUGGCAGUAAAACAAUAAUAAUAAGCUGUAAGUGUAUACGAGAAAUGUAUGGUACUUCUGGGAUGUCUGCAGAUAACAUAGUUAUCUAGCGUUGAAUGUUUAGUUGUUUUUUUUUUUUUUGGGGGGGGGUCUGCUUCAAGUACAUAAUGUGAGUGAAACUGCCCCCCUCCUUUUAUCACAAGUACUUCAACUAUGAAUGACAUGUAAAACAAUAAAUACGAGCAACCAGGGUCA